AUGAGAACAACGAUGGAAAAUGAAAGAUCUGGAGAAAACACUGAUGAGCUGCUCUCUGUAGAUGUGGAUGAGGGGGUUGAUGUUUACGGGCUUAUACCUCUGGCAUUGUCCCAUGAUCACUGUGAUGUACUACUGGACGCCAUAGACACACAACUGAGUCAUCUACAGAUCCACAGCCAAAGCCGAAUGCAUGGAGCCUUUCCUUUCUUGGGUUAUCUUGAUCGGAGUCAGUCUGUAAGUAAAGACACAGGCUUGGGUAGCACUGUUCCAACCAAUGAUAAAACCCCAUCCAACCUUGACAGGAUUCAGUCAGAAGGCAAAGAUGACAAAACAGAGCAUCAGACAAUGGAGAUGAUAAAGUUUGGCGUCACAGCUACAGAUGUGUGGCGUCCUGAGAAAAGUGGCAGCUUGAGCUCCGUGUCCAGGGUAGAGCAGUGUUGUUGGAGACUGGAGAGGCUUCUUGGGAGAAAUGCUGAGGUGGCAGGGGUGGGAAACGAGGAGGACGACGUCACGAUGGACAGCGUCUGCACUGAGGACUUCUCAACACGCUUUGGAGAGGAAAUGUUGGUCCUGCCAGCCUCAGUCGCCACAGACCUCACUGAGCCCCAGAGGAGCCCUUACCAUGAAAGAUCUAAGAAUGAUCCAGAACAUCCAUGCAGAACACCUUUGAGGCACCUCACAGGAAUCCCCAUGCAGAGUUUUGAUUCAGUCACCAUAGACACUGAUCUGGACACAGUGUGCUCAGAACAUGUUCGACAGCACCUGAAGUCUGGAAAUAGCAACAGGACAACCUUUCAUCUGAGCAGAGGAAAUGGAUGCUGUACAGGACAAACCAGCCCAUUUCAAAACGAUCUUCAAUCCUUCAGCUCUGAUGAUGAGAGAACUGUUGAGGAGACGAGUAGUGAAGGUGCUGUGUCAAAGCUUGACUGCAGAAGAAGGAGACAUUCAUCUGGCAGGAAGGGGAAAAGGAGACGUUUAUACCGAAGCAAAAGGAAUGAUUCCCACAUUAACACAAAGAGAGAUUGGGAGAAGAGCAGAGUAGAUGGAGAUCAACUCAAUGAGCUGAGCAUGUCACUUAUUGAGCUUCAACGGCAAAAAACAGCCACACUUCAUAUUCUGGAGAAGCUGAGAGAGGAAAUGGAUCGAGCUAAGAGAGGGCAUCUCUCUCUACAGCUCAGUGUGAGGGACAGCAGAGCCCAGGCCCAGAACAUCACGUGUGAGCUACAAAGACUGCAGGCCCAGAGGAACUUAUGCUUGGAGGAGGUCAGGGUUCUGCAGGAGCAACAGUGUGUAAGCCGCAGUGUGUCUGUUCUGGAGAGGGAGGAGAUGGACAGACUGCUGGAUAAUGCCAAAUCAGAACUGUUCUCAGAACAGAGGCGUUUCAGACACACACUGGACUCUAUGCAGGAGAGGCUGGAUGAGGUGAAUCAGGAGCUGGAGCAGAGCGAGGAGGACUGCAGGGCUCUCCGACAGAAAUGCACUGAGCUGAAGGAGCAGCUGGCUGAUACGAUCAGAGAAAAAGAACAAAUAAAGGAGUCUUUACAAAAAGAUCUAGAGCAACGAGUGAAGCGUUUUGGCGUGCUGGAGCGAAUCGUUGCCCAGAAGGAGCUGCUUUUGCAGGGGACCGAAGAAACAAAGGAAGCCCUUCUUCAGGAGCUCUGUUCACUGAGAGAGGAGCACAGCUUUAAACUGAGAGAAAUACAGAGCAAGACAGUAAGAUUUUUUAACACUCAAAUUGAGCAACUGAUGUUGCAGUUAACCAAAAGCCACAAAGAGGAGCUUCAAAAGGUGCAUCAGCAGGCGGAUGAGUUGAGAUCAGCUGCUCUCAGUGACCAGGCUCAGACUCACAAACAGAGCCUGGAGUCCUUGCACAACUGCAUCCAGAUGAAAGAUGAGGAGAUAAAGAGACUCAAAGAGGCUCUAGAGCAGCAUGAAGAGAAGAUGAGGAGGCAAGCAGAGGAACUCAAAAGAGAAACUCAGGAAAAGAUUCGAAAGGCUGUGAAACGAGAGGAAAGGAAGUGGGAGGAACAGAGAGAUAAGGCUCUUAAAGAGCAGCGUGGGACUCUGGAGCAGCAAAUAGAGGAGGCAGUGAGGAGAGGGAAAAUGGAAGUGGAGAAGGAGAGAAGGAAUGCACUGGCCUUACAGAGUCAAGUGACUGAGCUUCAGAAAGAUUCAGAGAAGGAGGUGGUGCGUCUGAAGCAAACUUUGCAGCGGUCUGAAAAAGAGCUUCAGGAGCUGAGGACAGCCCUCUCUGAGAAAGACCAAAAACACAAGAGAAGAACAGCCAGACUUGAGCAGCUGAGCAAACUCUGGGCGCAGGACAUACACAGCGAGUGUGUUUGCUUGCAGGAGUUACUUAAACACAGUGGCCUAGCUGCUGAAAACAAGAACUCAUCAGACAGUCCUACAGUGAGUGAAACUCUUCAGACCCUGCAGUCCCUUACAAAGGCCCUACAUCAACAUAUUAAUGAUCUAAAAAAUGAGCUCAACUCACAGAGACGAGCUGUACUGCAGCUCAGCCGAGAAAAGGAGCAAGAGCUACAUCUGCAGAAAAAGCAGCUGAUGGAGGAAAAGCAACACGCACUGGCUGCUCUAAAAGAGAAACUCAUCCAGGAGCACAUUGAGGAAAUGAGCGGCAUAUCUCGAGCACAGCUGCGCAUGAACAAUGGUGAUACAGAUGAACCGUGUGUCCAUCUGCGCAGGCAGCUGCGGGCUAAAGAUGAUGAGCUCAGACAGGUGCAGAACAACAUGGCACAGUGGAAAGACAAAACCACUGCAAGACUUGCACACAAAUUUGAGCUGGAGAGGAGGGUCCCAAAGCCCAGAGCAGAGCAGCAGAAGAGAUUGGAGAGACUGGAGAAUGAGAUGAGACAUCUGACUGGGCAAUGCCGAGACUACAACGAACCCCAGUCGGCACCCCCUGCUCUUCAGGGUGACACAGACGUCCAAAACUCUCGAGUCACCCAAGACCUGACCUCAUUUAAACUUCUGCGGCACCUCCAGAGUCGCAUUCUUCAGCUUCGAGCAGAGAGCCAAACCCGCUGCCCCAGCCCGGUGAAGUGGGACAGGGAUCCCACAGACCUGGCUGCGUCUUAUUUGGACACGAUUGCUCCAGCCCAGGACAGCUAUAGGACAGAAGAUCACUUACUAGCAAAGACCAUCUCCAGUUAACAUUUACUUUCAGCACUAGAAUUUGUUCAUAAAUUGUUGAUUUUAUAGGAAAACCAUGUGCAAGUAAAAAUAAUUAUUAAAGGGAUAGUUCACCCAAAAAUUGUCCUU
Molecule: messenger RNA, 3279 nt
Organism: Sinocyclocheilus rhinocerous
Lineage: Eukaryota; Metazoa; Chordata; Actinopteri; Cypriniformes; Cyprinidae
Product: trichohyalin-like
Exons: 27
Coding region: 1-3171 (1056 amino acids)
Source: RefSeq, a predicted model, not a curated record